Athalia rosae (coleseed sawfly) is the source of this 1306-nucleotide messenger RNA. RefSeq names its product inosine-uridine preferring nucleoside hydrolase-like. The record is from RefSeq and is a predicted model, not a curated record. Bases 257 to 1237 code for a protein of 326 amino acids. Gene Ontology annotation, molecular function: hydrolase activity, hydrolyzing N-glycosyl compounds. Lineage: Eukaryota; Metazoa; Arthropoda; Insecta; Hymenoptera; Athaliidae. The transcript is spliced from 6 exons.
ACAUGGCAACGUUGAAAGAUUAUAUUUGCUUAGUUCUAAAACGAUAGAAAACGUGGACAUAUGCGUGCAAUUUUCAUCGCCGAAGCUUUAUCUUUUUGAUUGAUAAUUGUUAUCAUAAUGCGGGAAUUUAUUUUAUACUGAUAAAACGGUAUGAUCAAAGAUUUUUAUAGCAUCUAUCUUAUCCGUUCAACCCUCCAGCCUCCCGGUUAUGUAAACAUAACCUUUAUUAUUACUAGUUGACAUAAAAAUAAUCCAAAUGGAUAGAAAGAGAAUCAUCAUCGACUGUGAUGCAGGAAUCGACGAUGCUUUGGCAUUGGUUAUACUCGCCGCGGCACACAAAGUUAAUAAGAUCGAAAUAUUAGCGAUCACAUGUGUAAACGGAAAUACAAACGUUGUCAACGUGGUCCAUAAUGUUUUUAGAACAUUGAAAGCCUGUGAUAUUGAGAACAUACCAGUUUACAAAGGAGCUCAUUCGCCACUCCUGACUCCUGCUAAUGGAAAAUCAGACGAUGCUGGACAUGUUCAUGGAAGUGAUGGUUUUGGAGAUGUAUUCGAAGAUAAACCAGAUAUAAGCAAUUUGCAAAAAGAACAUGCUGUUCAUGCUUUGUACAAAACAGUGUGCGAAAACCCAGGCGAAGUCUCAAUAAUUUGUCUGGGUCCAUUGACAAACAUAGCAUUAGCUAUUAAGCUCUAUCCCGAUUUCAUCAACAAUGUCAAGGAUUUUUAUGUGAUGGGGGGUAAUCAUACUGCUGUAGGUAACAUCACCGCACAAGCAGAAUUCAAUUUCUAUGUGGACCCAGAGAGUGUUCAUAUAUUUUUUGCUAAUAACGUUAAGCCACUUGUACUCUUACCAUGGGAAGCUUGUCUAGAGUCCCAGAUAAGCUCUGAAUGGAGAGCCAGUGUCUUUGGAAAAAUUCAAAGCCCUCAAGUUGAACUUCUAGAUGCAAUUGAACAUACUAUUUAUGAGGUUGACAAAAACUCAACUGUGAUCUACAGACCUUGCGACGCAAUUUUAGCUGGAAUAAUUGUCAGACCUGACAUGGCAUUGAAAGUAGUUAAAUGUCAUGUGGAUAUAGAAUUGAAUGGUUCGAGGACCAGAGGUCAAGUUGUUAUAGAUCACUUGGCGUGUCGUGAUCCUAAUACCGAUCUGGUAACAAAAUUCGAUUGGGAAAUAUUCAAGGAAUUAUUACUGUUUGCCGCAGACCCUAUUCACUACAAAGGAGAAAUUCUGUGCUGAGAAUUAGCAUGUUGCUUGUAUAUAAUGUCUGACAAGUCAAUGAAAAUGAAUAAAAUAUCAGCUAGAAAA